Molecule: messenger RNA, 2627 nt
Organism: Durio zibethinus
Lineage: Eukaryota; Viridiplantae; Streptophyta; Magnoliopsida; Malvales; Malvaceae
Product: putative metal-nicotianamine transporter YSL6
Cellular component (GO): vacuolar membrane
Molecular function (GO): oligopeptide transmembrane transporter activity
Source: RefSeq, a predicted model, not a curated record
AAGCUUUUCGAACUUCUUUCCACCUAAUUUAAACCCCAAAAAUAUCAAAGUUUCUUACGACUCAAAAAGGUCCGACCAGAUCCGAAAAUCAUGGGUACCGAGAUAUCGGAGCCGUUGAUUCUCGACAAGAAAACCAUCGGUGAUGGCGGAGUGGGCGUCGUUUCGGAACGAGUCCCCGAAUGGAAAGAUCAGAUAACGAUCAGGGGGCUCGUAGUGAGCGCCUUGUUAGGGACGCUCUUUUGUAUCAUCACACACAAGUUGAAUCUAACGGUCGGGAUUAUUCCGUCGAUGAACGUCGGCGCUGGAUUGCUUGGAUUCUUCUUUGUAAAAUCGUGGACCGGUUUUUUGUCUAAGUUAGGGUUUCAAGUUUCACGUUUUACCAAACAAGAAAACACCGUCAUUCAGACUUGCGUCGUCGCUUGUUACGGCCUUGCUUUUAGUGGGGGUUUUGGAUCCUAUAUGAUUGCAAUGGAUGAGAGAACAUAUGAACUUAUUGGUGCUGAUUACCCUGGAAACCGAGCCGUAGAUAUUAAGAAACCGGGGUUAGGGUGGAUGACUGGUUUUCUUUUUGUUGUCAGCUUCCUUGGGCUGUUUAGUCUUGCUCCGCUUCGUAAGGUAAUGGUCAUGGAUUAUAAACUUACAUAUCCCAGUGGAACAGCCACGGCAAUGUUGAUAAAUAGUUUUCAUACCAACUCUGGUGCUGAGCUUGCAGGGAAGCAAGUCACGUGUCUUGGAAAAUAUCUGAGCAUAAGUUUAGUUUGGAGCUGCUUCAAGUGGUUUUUCAGUGGUAUUGGAGAUUCGUGUGGGUUUGAUAAUUUUCCCAGUUUUGGCUUAACGCUGUUCAAAAACACGUUCUAUUUUGACUUUAGUCCAACCUAUGUUGGUUGUGGUCUUAUUUGCCCUCACAUAGUAAACUGCUCAGUUCUUCUUGGGGCUAUCAUAUCGUGGGGUUUCCUCUGGCCCUUCAUUUCUGCACAUUCUGGGGACUGGUAUCCAUCUGGCCUGGAGAGCAAUAAUUUUAAAGGUCUUUAUGGGUAUAAGGUCUUCAUAGCUAUUGCUCUUAUCCUUGGGGAUGGUCUUUACAACCUCGUCAAGAUAAUAUAUAUUACUGCAAAGGAAAUGUGCAACCAAAGCACCAAACAGAGCAAACUCCCUAUUGUUAAUGAGAUCACAGAUAAUGAGAGUUCUAAAAGACUAGAAGAGCAGAGAAAAAGAGAUGAGAUAUUUCUUAAAGACAGGAUACCCGCUUGGUUUGCUGCUUCUGGAUAUGUGGCCUUGGUUGCUAUAUCAACCGCUACUAUUCCAAUCAUCUUUCCGCCCCUCAAGUGGUAUCUGGUUCUUGUUUCAUACAUUAUUGCCCCCGCCCUUGCCUUCUGCAACUCUUAUGGAACUGGACUUACGGACUGGAGCCUGUCAUCCAGUUAUGGGAAGAUUGGUCUUUUCAUUAUGGCUUCAUUAGUUGGAAGUAAUGGUGGAGUCAUUGCUGGUUUGGCUGCCUGUGGGGUUAUGAUGUCUAUUGUCUCCACUGCAGCUGAUCUAAUGCAAGAUUUCAAGACUGGUUACCUCACUCUAUCAUCUGCCAAGUCUAUGUUUGUGAGCCAGUUACUGGGAACUGCAAUGGGAUGUGUCAUUGCUCCACUCACAUUUUGGUUGUUUUGGACUGCUUUUGACAUUGGGUCACCUGAUGGUCCAUACAAAGCACCUAAUGCUGUGAUAUUCAGGGAAAUGGCCAUUCUUGGUAUUGAGGGCUUCUCGGAGCUGCCCAAACAUUGUCUGGCUUUAUGUUGCGGAUUCUUUGUUGGCGCUUUGAUUGUAAACCUCCUGAGGGAUGCGACUCCCAAGAAAAUUUCACAGUUUAUUCCUAUACCUAUGGCCAUGGCAAUUCCAUUCUAUAUUGGAGCUUACUUUGCAGUUGACAUGUUUGUUGGAACAGUAAUCUUGUAUAUAUGGGAACGGAUUAACCGGAAGGAUGCAGAGGAUUAUGCAUGUGCAGUUGCUUCAGGUUUAAUUUGCGGUGAUGGUAUUUGGACAAUACCAUCAGCCAUUCUUUCUAUCCUCAGGAUCAAUCCACCUAUCUGCAUGUACUUUGGGCCUUCUCUGGGUAGUUGAUCAGGAAAGCCACCGGCAAUGUUAUAAGUUGUAACUGUAUAGAUGUAUAUUAUAUGAACUGGAAGUGUAUCAUUUGUUCUUUGUAAAUUUCUAAACAUGGAUUUUAAGCGAACAAUACUUUUCAGACUCGGUUAAUUUGGUUCUGUAAAUGUCUUUUGUAAAUCUCGAAGUGGGUUUUACGAGAAAUCUCUCUCUCUCUCUCAAGUAAAGAGUUUGGUAUUUAAAAAUCUUGGAUAAAAAUCUUUCUUAUGAACCCCUAGACCCUUGCUAUAUUCUUUGGGGAGGGUAUGUUCCAAUAUUUGCAGCAAGGAAACUUCAGUUUAGCAGAAAUUAAACAUAUGACGGCUGGGGAGACAGAAAGUCGAUGGAUUCUGCUAUCAAUUUGAGUUGGUUCUACCAUUUUUGGAAGUUAAGAGUAACCCGAAGCAAAGGUUUGAGAGUGAAUAUUCUGUUGUGAAAAUUUAGAAAUCUCAUGGAAAAUUUAUUGGGUUGCCAGGCUUUUGAACAGUAAAUUAUUA